Messenger RNA from Brassica rapa (field mustard), 5395 nucleotides. Its product is annotated as probable protein phosphatase 2C 30. Gene Ontology annotation, molecular function: protein serine/threonine phosphatase activity; cation binding. Gene Ontology annotation, biological process: protein dephosphorylation. NCBI's taxonomy places the organism in Eukaryota, Viridiplantae, Streptophyta, Magnoliopsida, Brassicales, Brassicaceae. The record is from RefSeq and is a predicted model, not a curated record.
ACGUAUACUUGAAACUUGAAAGAGCCAUGCUGCUUCACCGCGUGUUCUUUAUCUAUACCCCGGAAGCUGUUUUGUGUGUUGUCUUGUAUGCUUAUAUACAGAAUAAGUUUAAUUUAAAACGUUGGAGGUCCUUCGCUCAGUAUUAGAUACAAAGUGUGAUUGAAAUUAAUCUUUAAUACUAUAUAAGAUAGAUGAGCUAUUCUACUUAUCACUAAUUAGUUUUAGAUUGGAAGUCAAUCUAAUUUAAUAUAAUAUUAGAGUUUGAUUUACGCAGUUUUAUCCGAUCUACAUCGAUCUGGUCCAAAGUUGGCCCAUCAAUCCUUGUCCGAGUAUUCUAAAAUUGACACUCAAAAAACUUUUCAUCUCGAAUGGCGUAUUAAACACAAAAUAUCUUACAUCACUACUUGAAAUGAAUAUUUAGUAAUAUAUAAUAUAAAUAUACCACUUCAUUUAUCAUCAAUUGGUUUUAAGUUAUAAGUCUAUCUAGCUUAACACUUUGUAUCUUAUGGUAUGUAAUUUGCUGGUCAAAACGACAUUAGGUGACGACUAUUCUUUGUUUUGAGACUAGAUUGAACUACCGAAAAAGUCUUCCACCCCUGGAUGGCAGCAACUAUGAUUAUUAAAAAUCAAGUGAAAUAAACAACUCUUAACAAACAAAAAACAAUUAAGAAAUCAACUUUGAUUAAUGUUAAAUUCAGGUUUAUUAUGGGCUUCCAACUUAAAACCAAUUGGUGAUUAUUGGAUUGACUUUAACCCUUUAUAUAUUACUUAAUGUCCCUUAGAAUUUCCGAUAUGGGAUAUACAUCUCUAAUACUCCUCCUCGAGAUGAUGGCUGUUAUCGGCCAAAAAUCUCGAAACUUUAGAACAUUUAUACUCAGUCGAACGAGUUUAACACAACCUUUAUACCCGGUUGAAAGGGUUAAUCACGACCUUUAUACCCGGUCGGAAGGAUUAAUUUUUAAUGAUCUGGGCUCUGAUACCAUGUUAAAUUCGGGUUUAUUAUGGGCUUCCAACUCAAAACCAAUUAGCAAUUAGUACAUUGGCCUUAACCCUUUAUGUAUUACUUAAUGUCACAUUGAUUUUCCAAUGUGGGAUACAUAUCCCUUAAUACCCCUCCUCGAAAUGAUGGUUCUUAUCGGCCAGAAAUAUCGGAAACUUUUUAAGACAGUUAUACUCGGUCGAGCGAGUCAAUUACGACCUAUUUACCCGGUCGGGUAGGAUUAAUAUUAAUUAGGGAUUUAACUUAUUAGGAUUUGGGCUCUGAUACCAUGUUAAAUUCAGGUUUAUUAUGGGCUUCCAACUUAAAACCAAUUAGUGAUUAGUGGAUUGACCCUAACCUUUUAUAUAUUACUUAAUGUCCUUUAGAAUUCCCGAUGUGUGAUACAUAUCCUUUAAUAAUUAGAACAUGUGUUGCAACAUAUAAACCGGGGAAUACAAUCCCAAAUCUAAAAUGAUGAACAAUGGAGAAAAUUUAAAGAAAAUGGAGAAAAUUAAGAGGCCAUGAGAAAUGUCAAAACCUUUUUCUACUACUUAUUAAAUGUUACCAGAAAUGAACUCAAAAGAGAAAACCAUAAAAUAAGUUGAGUUGCCUAUGCUAUAUAACCCACAAAAUAAGUUUACUAGGCUAUAUCUAUGAAUUUUUAGAAGUUGUCUAUUAUUACAAAAUGAGUUACAUUCAGGAUACUUUAGUCUUCCCCCGGUCUAUACUACUGUCUUCUCUUUGGAAAAGAAUACAACAAAUUCAUUAUUGUGAUAAAGAUACUGUCUUCGCUAUCCCACAAGGUUAUUCUCAGAAAGCAGCAAUGACAGAGAUAAAUGAUAAUUCGUGGUAUGAGUUCUAACUUUAUGAAUGUUUAUAUAAAAUCAAAAGUGAGGACUCCCUACAUCUUCGCUCCGAGUUCAACUGAUGAAACCUCACUUUCUGAUUCAGAAUAACCUUGGACUACAAUUGAUGGACAAAUGUGCCCCUCAGUUUUGACCGUCACAUUGUCUUUUGUGGCCUUUACAUAACUUACCAACUAUCCAAUCGUUAACCUCUGAAUUACAUGUUGCAUAUUCGAUUAGCUGAUUGCUUUAUAAAUGUGAAUUUAUUUUGUUUCAAACAGUUAUAUAUGUCGUUGUUACGUCAAUUUCAAAGCUGAAAAUGUUGUUCAUGUUAAUUUUAUUUUGUGUUCUAAUAUAUAUUUUAAUGUAAUUUCUAACCAGAAAGUAAACUUAAGUUAAAUUCGUUUGCGAAGUCAAAAAUGCCGACUCGAGACUGAGCCUUAGGAGGGAAGUUAUUUCCGUUCAUAUAUGACGAGGUAUUGUCAACUGUUCCCAAUCAUACACUACAUACACAAUACUUUAAUAUUUAUACAUUUACGUAUGGUAUGAUGUCUUAAAUCUAAAUGUUGUUCCUCUUUCCUUAUAAGAAUUAAUAUUGGAGUAUUGAUACCAUGACAAAUUAUAGUUUGGAUCAAAAGAAACUUGAAUUUUAUUGACAAUCAUGCUUGGUAUUUAUACCCAAGAAAGUACUGCUAGAAUAGGAAAACGUAAAACCAAAUCUAACUAGGAAAAACAUAUGAAUAAUUAUCUAAAGACAUAUUAGUAUGAUUUCCUAAGCUUUAUAGAAAAUACAUUUUGCCAGGUAUACAGUAAAUCAUGUAUUUUUUGCUCUGCAUUAUAAAUUAAUUGGAGUGACUAAUUUAAAACCCUUUAUAAAAUGAAUAUACGAAGCUUUUUCUAUUAAGCCCCAAAAUCAGCUUCAAUAAAAAGUCUUAUCAAGUAUCCAAAAUCCUACAAAUGGAUAGCUUUUCUAGAAAGGCAUAUAUGUCCGAGGACUAAUUUUUCUUAAUCGAGUUAUUCAUCCCUCGCAUUCACGUAAUAUACCACAAAAAGUUGGGAACCAUUUAUGUAUACACAUCAAACUUUAAUUGUUAUGCAUAGACUAAUUGACUUGAAAGUUUGAUGGUUUCUACUCUAAGUUAGUUAGCAAUUAAUGCAAAAAAUUAUAAAACAUACAUAUAUACCUAACUAAAAUUGGUAUAGGAAGACCAGAUAUGACUAGUUCCGUAUUUCUUCGCAAUUAGCCCCCCUUUUGUCAAGAAAUCUUCGUAUUUAUGUGUAUAUUUAUAUAUAGUUUUUACCAUAUUCAUUUACGUUAACACGCUAAUAUAGUAGCUUUUCUAGCGUGUAAACCAAAAUUUUACGUUUUUAAAGUAGUUUUAUGUUGUUAAUUAAUGCGUAAAACUAUACCCUUUUUUUGAAACUCUACUUGAUGAGAGAAAACUAUACUUGAUGAGAGAAAAUCUAUAGUUAUAUAUGGUAGCUAGUAAUUCACGUUCUUCAUAAUACAUUCUCGAUUUCUCACCUACUCAUACAUGACAUGAGUUUUGACAUAAAUGGAUACCAUUGAGUUGCGAAUAUUUGCUGCCGAUAACAUUUUUUUUGCCAAGGAUGUAAAUAUCAUAUAAAUAUGAAAGAUGUUUGUAAACUUUACAAAAAAAAAUUAAAACCAGACGGGGUGCACUUUGCCGAUAACAUAACAUGCAUGUAUGUUUGUGCGUUCAGUUUAAUUACUAAAAUAAAUGGCGCGACUGACUUUCUUUGAUUAAUUCAAUAGCAAGUAGUUAAUGUAACCAAACCUAUCAGUUCAUCAGGCCGCCUGAAAAAUGGGACCGUGCAUACUCGAAAGACUUACUAGACCGUAAUUAAGGUAAUUAUACUAUACAUUUAAAAUGAAAUAAAUCAAAUUAGUGACACAAUUGUAUUCAAAUUCAAUGGACGGUAGUUCAACAUUCAAAGAUUAAUUAUGGCAAUAUAAUAAAGCCUCUUACCAAAUUAAAAUAAAUCAAACAAAAAACUUAUGGAGAUGAGUGAUUUUGGCACCGACGUGAAUUUGACUAAAUUACGAGAGGGAGACUUGGUCACGAAGGUGUUAAUAAGCAUGUAAGAAAGAGAAACAAUCGUCGUUGACCAUUGACCCAAAACUUGGUCAUAUAUAAAAAUAUCUAACCGCCCACUAUAUCGCUAGGUUCUUUGCUUUUUCAGACGUACACAACAAGAAAUAACUUAAUCAAAACGCAACCCUAUUUCUAUUUUUCCUUUUCUAUCUUUUCCUUAUAUGCAUUCAAGAGUUCGAUCAAGAAGAACAAACUUACCAUGAACAGAUUAGUGAUAAUGGCUCCGGAAUCUCCUGUUUUCUUCCAGUCUCCUCUUGUUUUUUCUCCGACGUCGGUCAAAACGCCGUCGUCUUCACCACGUUCAACACCACAGAAGCUGACAAUGUUAGCGUGUCCUUCAAGGAAGGCCAAAGAGACGACUUCGUGUCCUGGCUCCGACACCGUGUUGAAAAGAAAAAGACCACCGAUGCUUGACCUAAAGUUGCCUCCGGUGGUUGCAUCGUGGUGUACUACGACGGUGAAGACGCCGGAAAAAGCGGAUGAGGUUGUCGAAGUAGAAGAAGAUGGAGUUUACUCUGUUUAUUGCAAGAGAGGAAGACGUGGACCAAUAGAAGAUCGGUACGUCGCGGCGGUUGAUCCCGACGAAAGAGUACGUAAAAAGGCUUUCUUCGGCGUUUUUGACGGCCACGGCGGAUCCAAAGCGGCGGAGUUCGCGGCCAAGAAUCUCGGUAGCAACAUUGACGCGGCGAUGGCGGCAGCGAGGUCAGGAGAAGAAGGUUACUCGACUGAGAGAGCCAUAAGAGACGGUUACAUCAAAACUGAUGAGGAUUUCUUGAAAGAAGGCUCGAGAGGUGGCGCGUGUUGUGUAACCGCUCUUAUAUCGGAAGGUGAGCUUGCGGUUUCGAAUGCAGGAGAUUGCCGGGCGGUUAUAAGCCGUGGUGGGGUCGCGGAAGCUCUUACUACCGAUCACAAUCCUGGUCAAGCAGAUGAGCUCAAACGGAUUGAAGCAUUGGGUGGUUAUGUUGACUGCUGCAACGGCGUGUGGAGAAUUCAAGGAACAUUAGCCGUCUCACGAGGAAUUGGAGACCGGUAUCUCAAGGAGUGGGUAAUAGCUGAACCGGAAACAAAAACAUUACGGAUAAAACCGGAAUUUGAGUUCUUGAUCUUAGCAUCUGACGGCCUUUGGGAUAAGGUAACGAACCAGGAGGCGGUUGAUGUGGUUCGACCGUACUGCGUAGAUGUGGAGAAUCCAAAGACACUCUCUGCUUGCCAGAAACUAGUCGAGCUAUCCUGUAAGAGAGGGUCCUUGGAUGAUAUUAGUCUAAUCAUAAUUCAGCUACAAAAGUUUGUGGCAUGAUUCAUUAAACAUCUAGUAUUAAGCUAAACUUGAUUAAAUUCGUUAGGUCUUAAGUUAUUGAAAAUUUUUGUCGGUAUUUACAUGUAAAUAUAAAUUUCAAACAUUAUUAACUAAUAUUAUUAUUAUUCCUGGGGAUCUCAAGAUCCAAGUGUCAUUA